This is a messenger RNA of Brenthis ino (lesser marbled fritillary), 1626 nucleotides long. The record is from the annotation of a GenBank genome assembly. NCBI's taxonomy places the organism in Eukaryota, Metazoa, Arthropoda, Insecta, Lepidoptera, Nymphalidae.
AUGUAUUCUAGUGAUGAUUAUAACGAGGGUGGAUAUGAGUCUUAUGGUGAUUACGAACCUCACACAGGAGACCCACAAUAUGAUCUGGAGUACGAUAGAUCGUAUUAUCAAAUGCCUGAUCUGGUCAAAAAAUUCCUGGUAUACUUUCGCAAUAUGAUUACUGAGGGAAUGACUUUUGAGAUCCAAAAUCUUUAUGAAAAUACAUUCCCUAAACUCACAGAGCAGUACUUUGAGAAUACUCCUUGGCCUGAUGAGAAAGAAGUAGCACCAAUUGUGGACAAUGACCAUGUUUUUAUGAUUCUGUACAAAGAACUCUACUUUCGUGAUAUAUAUGCUCGUGUGCCUGGAGGUCCAAAACCUGAGCAGAGAUUUUUGUCAUUCUAUAAUUAUUGUGACUUAUUCAAUUAUAUAUUAUCUGCUGAGACACCCGUUCCAUUAGAGUUGCCUGACCAAUGGCUCUGGGAACUUAUUGAUGAAUUUGUUUACCAAUUCCAAUCUUUUGCUCAAUAUAGGUCUCGUACUUCUAAACUGAGCCAGGCUGAAAUUGAGAACUUAAAUACUGAAAAUAAAGCUUGGAAUGUUCUUUGCAUUCUUAAUGUUCUUCAUUCCCUUGUUGAUAAAUCUAAUAUCAAGCGUCAACUGGAGGUGUAUGCUGCUGGUGGAGACCCUGAUUCUGUGGCCGGUGAAUUUGGUCGUCAUUCCCUGUACAAAAUGCUCGGAUACUUUUCCCUAGUUGGCCUUUUGCGUUUGCAUUCUCUGCUUGGAGAUUACUAUCAAGCUAUUAAGGUACUUGAAAACAUUGAGUUGCACAAGAAAUCGCAGUACUCGCACGUACCGGCGUGCCAGAUAUCCACCUCGUACUACGUGGGUUUUGCAUACAUGAUGAUGCGUAGAUAUGCCGACGCCAUACGAACUCUAUCUUCAGCACUACUCUACAUGCAACGCACCAAACAACUGUUCUCAUCCCGCUCGUACCAGAACGACCAGAUCAACAAACAGACGGAACAAAUGUACCAUCUAUUGGCUAUUUGCUUGGUGUUGCACCCCCAAUGUGUUGAUGAAUCUAUUCAACAGGUGCUUCGUGAGAAGAACUACCAUGAGAAGAUGUUCAAGAUGCAAUAUGGUGAUUUGGGCGAGUUUGAAAGUUGCUUUACAUUUGCUUGCCCCAAAUUCCUCUCACCGUGCCCUCCGCCCAUCGAGCCCGGAUCCAACUAUGGCCGUGAUGCUGUAAAGCAUCAGACUCAAGUGUUUAUGGAUGAGGUCCGUCAGCAAAAAAUGUUGCCAACCAUCCGUUCCUACCUGAAGCUGUACACGACCUUACCGCUCGCCAAGCUGGCGGCCUUCAUGUCGGCGGCGCGCGGCGGCGAGCGCGACGCGGCGCGCGAGCACGCCGCCCUCGCCAUACAUCUGCUCUGCUUCAAGCACAAGAUGAAGAACGUGGUGUGGACCAAGGGCCCCAGUGGCUUGGAUGGAAAGUUCCAGAGCGGUUCCGAGUUGGAUUUCUACAUCGACAAUGAUAUGAUCCACAUUGCCGAUACGAAGGUAGCGCACCGCUACGGUGACUUCUUCAUCCGCAAACUUCUCAAGUUCGAAGAACUCAACCGAAAACUACACCAUAUUAAAAUU